Molecule: messenger RNA, 831 nt
Organism: Punica granatum (pomegranate)
Lineage: Eukaryota; Viridiplantae; Streptophyta; Magnoliopsida; Myrtales; Lythraceae
Source: RefSeq, a predicted model, not a curated record
GUGUUCGUCUCCUCUCCUUCCGUUCAUCAGUGAGAAGAAAAAAACAACUCGCGGCUAUUGAAGAUUCGCUGACCCCUUCUGCUCUGCUCUGCUCUGCUCUACAAUCGCGACGAAGAACAUCCCUCCUUGAUUUGCAGGUGGCGUGGCUGUUGCAUUGCUGAUUAGUGGGGGGUUCUUUCUUUAUUUAUCAUGGGUUGGAAAGCAGCUCAGAAGCUCAUCCAGAAUUGGAAGAUUCUCAGGGGAGACAAUGUGAUGAUAAUUAGGGGAAAAGAUAAGGGCGAGACUGGUGUUAUAAAGCGGGUGAUCCGCUCUCAAAACCGUAUUAUUGUUGAGGGCAAAAACCUGGUCAAGAAGCACAUCAAGCAAGGCCAAGGUCAUGAGGGUGGGAUAUUUACAGUAGAAGCGCCUCUUCAUGUCUCAAAUGUCCAAGUCGUUGACCCAGUAACAGGGAAUCCCUGCAAGAUUGGAGUUAGAUACCUCGAAGAUGGCACUAAAGUGAGAGUUUCAAGAGGUCAGGGAGCAUCCGGUUCCAUAAUUCCUCGUCCUGAGAUAUUGAAGAUAAGAACUACUCCACGACCGACAGUUGCUGGGCCGAAGGAUACUCCAAUGGAUGUUGUGUUGGAGAAGACAUACGAUGCCAAAACAGGAAAAGGCAUGCCCGACCUUUAAGCAAACUGGUUCAAGAGGUUGUAGUGAAUGUAGGAGCCUUAGUCACAUCCUUUCUCAACGGAUUAAACUGUGCCAGAUACUUUGUUUUGGAGGGAAUAAUUGGAACACUUUGCAUGAAUGUUAAUACUAUUUUGAUCUGAAGUAAGUCUUGUCUUUGGCUAA